AUGGUGGAACUAGUUCCUCAUCGUCAACUUUCAGGGCAUUUCUUCGCCACCAUUUCUUGCAUUCUCAUCAUUGUCCUUUCCAAUGCCGUUGUCCCAACCUCGGCCGCGAGGGUUUGCAAAUCGACGUCCAACCCUGCUUUAUGCGACUCCCUCACCGUCCCAAAGGGCAACUCCGGUAAUGUCUAUGAUUCCGGUAGACAUUACGUGCGAGAAUCCUUGAUUUCUACUGAUAAGUACUUGUCAUUGAUCGACAAGUACCUUAAACACCCCGAUGGCUUAAGCGUCGCGGAGAUUCGUGCUCUCCAAGAUUGCAGGCUUUUAAUCCAGUUAAGCAAAGAUUUCUUCCUAAACUCAUUCAAAGUAGUGAACAAAACCUCUAAAGUACUUCCCACAUUGGAUGCCGAUGAUGUCCAAACCAAGCUGAGUGCUUGUUUGACCAACACUCAAACAUGUUUGGACGGCCUUCAGCAAGCACCUUUAAAAUCCUCCGGUGUUAGAACUGAAAUUGUCGAUCCACUUUCCAGUGACGCCAAAAUCUUCCAGCUUUCUUUAGAUUCCUUCACCAAAGGAUGGGUCCCAGAGAAGAGAAAGAUCCCUCCUCGUCCUCACGCCCCUCGUAAACUCCCUCCUCUUCCCCACGGACAUCGGCCGAAAAUAUCGGAGCACCACCGGGAAGUUUACGAGACGGUGGUGAGCAACAGGAAGCUUCUCCAGAGCAACUCCGACGAGACGGUUCAGAUCAGGGAUAUUGCGAUCGUGAGUCAGGAUGGAACCGAACAGUAUAUGACCGUGAGCGACGCCGUGGCCAUGGCACCGCUGGAUUCGAAUAGCACCACCGGAUACUACUUGGUUUACGUCAUGGCGGGCGUUUAUAAUGAAAUUGUUUCCAUUGGCAAAGACCAGAAAUACGUGAUGAUUAUUGGAGAUGGCAUCGACAAAACCGUUAUUACAGGGAAUCGCAGCGUUACGGAUGGUUAUACCACUUACAACACUUCCACCUUUGGUGGUCUCUUGUUCACAAUUAGUCGACCAAGAUUAGAUCAAAAUCUAUCUUCGAUUUAG
Molecule: messenger RNA, 1062 nt
Organism: Oldenlandia corymbosa var. corymbosa
Lineage: Eukaryota; Viridiplantae; Streptophyta; Magnoliopsida; Gentianales; Rubiaceae
Source: the annotation of a GenBank genome assembly